AUGCGCCUCUCGCGUCCAUUGGCAGCCCUCUUCAUCACUUUCAGCAUACCAGCAGCCUACGCAUGGGGAGCAGCAGGACACGAAAUAAUAGCCACCAUAGCCCAAAUGUACCUACACCCCUCCAUCCUCCCCACCAUCUGCGACAUCCUCAAUUUCUCAGAAGACGAAACCCAACCGGAACAACCAUGCCACCUCGCCCCCAUAUCCACCUGGGCCGACAAACUCCGGUUCAAAAUGCGCUGGUCCGCCGCACUGCACUACGUCGGCUCCCUAGACGACCACCCCUCCCAAACGUGCUUGUUCCCCGGCGAACGCGGGUGGGCGGGCACCCGAGGCGGAAACGUGUUGGACGCUAUCAAGAACGUGACGGGUCUCUUGGAAGAUUGGACGAGGGGAGAGGCGGGUGACGCGACGGCGAAUGAGGCGUUGAAGUUUUUGGUCCAUUUUAUGGGGGACUUGCAUAUGCCUUUACACCUUACUGGACGGGAUCGCGGUGGGAAUUCGGAUAGGGUUCUUUGGAGUGGUCGACAAACCAACCUCCACUCUUUAUGGGACGGCCUCCUCAUCGCCAAAGCCAUCCGUACAGUCCCGCGGAACUACUCCAGACCGCUGCCCUACCCGGACGUAGAGCACGCACUCCGCGGAACGAUCUACGAUUCGUACAUCCGGCGUAUCAUGUGGGAGGGCGUAUUUCAGAAAUGGAAGGACGAUGUACCAGAGUGGUUCUCUUGCCCUGAGACGACUCCUCCCCCUCCUGCUCGAGGAUGGCAACAAGUCGUGAUGAGCUUGAAACGCCUAGCUGGAAAGCAAGGCGUAGAGAUUGGGCCGGACACGGAUGUGCUUUGUCCUUAUCACUGGGCUAAACCUAUCCACGCGCUCAAUUGCGACAUCGUUUGGCCGAAAGAGUUGGACGAGCCGCCUUACGGUGGCGGUGGGAGUAAAUUCGCGGACGAGGAUGUCGCCGGUCGUCCACCGAAACCCCAUCCUCCCCUUCUAGAACUCGACACGCCAAAGUAUGCUGGCGUUAUUGAGGAUACGAUGGUCGUGGAGAAACUGCUUGCGCAGGGCGGUAUACGGCUUGCUGGGAUUCUCAACUACCUUUUCUUAGAAGAAGCAGCGCGAUCUUAA
This is a messenger RNA of Laccaria bicolor S238N-H82, 1128 nucleotides long. RefSeq lists its product as uncharacterized. Gene Ontology annotation, biological process: DNA catabolic process. Lineage: Eukaryota; Fungi; Basidiomycota; Agaricomycetes; Agaricales; Hydnangiaceae. Gene Ontology annotation, molecular function: endonuclease activity; nucleic acid binding. The transcript is spliced from 4 exons. The coding region runs from base 1 to 1128 and encodes 375 amino acids. The record is from RefSeq and is a predicted model, not a curated record.